GUGCCGCUAACCACUACACGUCAUCGUCCGCGCAUCGAUCGCAUCCGGAAAACUCGCGGUUAAUAUAUUAUACUCGUCUAUAAAUACCGACUUCCGACUGUCGCUGUGAUUAAAAAAAUAUUUAUUUUUUUAAUUUAAUGCCUAAGAUCACCAACGCCGCGUGCGUCUCCCGCAGGAAUAGAUAAUAGCAUAAUAUUAUAUUUAGCGACAAGAUGCUCACUGGAAUGCCGUCAAUGUCGGGCGCUGCUGCGGCGGUAUUUAUGACGCUUCUCACCAUAGGCGAGUGGUCUGGGCCUGUUCCCGCGGGAUGCGCGAGGAUAUUGGCCGUGGAAACGGUGGGUGGCCGGAGCCACUGGAACUUCAUGAGCGGCAUCAUCCGAGCGCUGGUGGACAACGGGCACGCCGUCACCGCGUUCACGCCCUUCUUGGAUGGUGACCGGGCCAAUUACACAGAAGUAGACAUAUCCAGCGGGUUUCCGGUGGGUCUAGAUCUGGACGUGGUUGGCCUUAUGGACUACUACCGCAACCCGUUUUGGACGUACGGCGCGUUCGUGGAGAUGGGCCGUUCGCAGUGCGACGUGAUAUAUGGCCACGCGGAGAUGCAACGACUGCUCGGUGACCCCGCGGGCUUCGACGCAGUCAUAAUCGAAUCGUUUUGGUCCGAGUGCAUGUCAUACGCGGCCGCCCGGCUCGGGUUGCCGCUCAUCUACGUCACGCCGCUGCCACUGAUCGCGUUCAUGGAGCGCGCUACCACUGGUCAUGUAUCCAACCCCGCAGUCGUUUCCAACCUAAUGACCGGACACGCCGUACCCGCGACGUUCGGACAGAGGCUGACCAACGCGGUACUACAGGUCUACGGCUCGGCCAUGCAACGGUACAAGGAGCUCGAGCUCAAGUACACCGGACCGCCUAAAGAGUACGAUCUACUCGAUCCCGUCCCACCGUCUCUGGUGUUCGUCAACAGACAUUUCAUUAGCGACGCCCCGAGCCCGGUGCCCAGGAACGUCGUCGACGUGGGCGGGAUCCAUCUGAAAGCGGCCAAGAGUUUGCCAAAAGAUGUAUUAGAAUUUAUCGAACAAUCACCUCAUGGAGUAAUUUUUUUCACAUUUGGUUCUACCGUUAAAAUGUCUACAAUACCGGAAAGUGUAAAAAAAAUAUUGAUAAAAGCACUCGCGCGUGUCCCACAAAGAGUGUUGUUGAAAUACGAAGAUGAACUGGACGACAAACCGAAAAACAUGAUGACGAAACAAUGGCUACCCCAACGCGAUAUACUUUUACACCCCAAUGUAAAACUAUUCAUCAGUCACGGAGGUAUAUCUGGGCUUUAUGAAACCGUGGACGCCGGUGUCCCGGUUCUCGGAUUUCCUUUGAUCGGCGACCAGCCGAGAAACAUUGACAACCUGGUCAACGCCGGCAUGGCUAUUUCUAUGGACCUUCUGUCCGUUACUGAGGACUCGUUCUUAAAUAACGUCUUGAAACUGCUCAAAAAUAAAAAAUACUCGGAGAACGCUAAAAACGCCAUGAAAAUAUUCAAAGAUCGACCCAUGUCACCGGAAUCGUUGGUCGUUUACUGGACGGAGUAUGUCCUACGUCAUCACGGAGCACAGCACUUGAAGUCUCGUGCGCUCAAUCUAGCGUGGUAUCAAUAUUACCUGUUGGACGUGAUGGCUUUCGCGUUUGCUUGCAUAUCCUUCGUCAUUCUCGUAAUCUACAAUAUUUAUAAAUAUACCGCAUGUUUUCUAUGUACAAAAAUUUCGAAUCAUUUACUAGACGUCAGAGUAAAACGUGAAUGAUAUGAAUAAUUUUAAUCCAUAAUAAUAUUUUCAUGGUUUCGAAUUCCCCGAUCUCGUAUUAGGUAUUUUAGUUCCCUUAUUCGUACGAUGUAUACCAAACUAAUUAAUAAUCCUUGAUUCCCAUCGACGCGUGACGUCCGAUCAAGAAUAUUUUAAUUGUAUUUUGUUUGCACGUGUUGACAUAUUUUUUUUUUUAUUAUUAUUCUUUCUAAAUGAACGAAGUAUUGUUUUUAUAACUGUA
Messenger RNA from Rhopalosiphum maidis (corn leaf aphid), 2034 nucleotides. RefSeq names its product UDP-glucuronosyltransferase 2C1-like. Lineage: Eukaryota; Metazoa; Arthropoda; Insecta; Hemiptera; Aphididae. Gene Ontology annotation, molecular function: UDP-glycosyltransferase activity. The record is from RefSeq and is a predicted model, not a curated record. The coding region runs from base 213 to 1793 and encodes 526 amino acids. The transcript has 4 exons.